CACCGCGUCACGACUUGCCACAACAAAGGAUUCGUCGCUGGCUCCUCAUUUUAAACGAUUGUGGUUUUUGCUCCUGCCCUGUAGGCAUAAGGAGGACAACUUUGCACCCUUGCUAGUCGCGAGGAUCAUUUGCCUCUGCAUUCUGCAGUAAUAACAUCAACCAAACCACACCCAGCCAGGCAAGGCACCAACCAAAUACCUUCCCACGUUCCAGCAAGCCAUUCAUCCAUCGCGACCAUGGCUGAGCGAUACAUCCCCGAGCACCGGCGCACUCAGUUCAAGGCCAAGGGCGCCUUCGCAUCCGAUGUCGUCCGCCGUCGCCGCGAGGAACAACAGGUGGAGAUCCGCAAGGCAAAGCGGGAGGAGAACUUGGCCAAGCGACGAGGCAUCGGCACAGGCGCUGACCGACCUGGUGCUGCCCUGGGUGCCGCGCCUGAUAGCGAUGAUGACACCGCGCCCACAGAGUCACAGUUGAGCGAAGAUCUUCCUCAGAUGGUGCAGGGCGUCUUCUCGGACCAGAUCGAGCUACAGAUCCAGGCUACUACCCGGUUCCGGAAGCUUCUCUCCAAGGAGCGCAACCCCCCAAUCGAGGAGGUCAUCAAAACUGGCGUUGUUAGCCGCUUCGUCGAGUUCCUUCGAUCUCCUCACACCCUCGUCCAGUUCGAGGCCGCUUGGGCCCUGACGAAUAUUGCAUCAGGAAGCGCUGCACAGACUCAGGUGGUCAUUGAAGCGGGUGCCGUCCCCAUCUUUGUCGAGCUUCUUGCCAGCCCAGAGCCCGACGUGCGCGAGCAGGCCGUAUGGGCCCUCGGAAACAUUGCUGGUGACAGCCCACAAUGCCGUGACUAUGUGUUGAGCUGCGGUGCCCUCAAGCCCCUGCUCAACCUCUUGGGAGACAGCCGCAAGCUGAGCAUGCUCCGUAACGCGACCUGGACCCUGAGCAACUUCUGCCGUGGCAAAACGCCACAGCCUGACUGGAACACAAUCGCGCCCGCUCUCCCCGUCCUGUCCAAGCUCGUCUACUCUCUUGACGAUGAGGUCCUGAUCGACGCCUGCUGGGCCAUCUCCUACCUCUCCGACGGCUCCAACGAUAAGAUCCAGGCCGUGAUCGAAGCAGGCAUCCCCCGCCGCCUCGUCGAGCUUCUGAUGCACGCCUCGACCUCCGUCCAGACCCCGGCCCUGCGUUCGGUUGGAAACAUUGUUACGGGCGAUGAUGUGCAGACCCAGGUUAUCAUCAACUGUGGUGCGCUGCCGUGCCUGCUGUCCCUGUUGAGCUCAAACAAGGACGGCAUCCGCAAGGAGGCAUGCUGGACCAUCUCCAACAUCACAGCAGGCAACUCGACCCAGAUCCAGGCUGUCAUCGACGCCAACAUCAUCCCGCCCCUGAUCCACCUUCUGUCGAAUGGAGACCUGAAGACACGUAAGGAGGCCUGCUGGGCUAUCAGCAAUGCGACCAGUGGUGGUCUUCAGAAGCCGGACCAGAUCCGUUACCUUGUUGCGCAGGGCUGCAUCAAACCCCUCUGCGAUCUCUUGAUCUGCCCCGAUAACAAGAUCAUCCAGGUCGCCCUCGACGGUCUCGAGAACAUCCUCAAGGUCGGUGACCUGGACAAGCAGGCUGCCGGUGAUACGUCCGAUGCCAUCAACCGCUACGCACUCUUCAUUGAAGAGUGUGGUGGCAUGGAGAAGAUUCACGAGUGUCAGACAAACGCCAAUGAGGAUAUCUACAUGAAGGCGUACAACAUCAUCGAAAAGUACUUUUCGGACGAGGAUGAGAACGCAGACGAAGGCAUGGCGCAGGCCCAGGGCCCUAACGGCACCUUUGGCUUUGGUGCCAAUGGUGGCCACCAGGGCGGUUUCAAUUUCUCCAACGAGGGCGAGUCAAUGGAUAUGUAGGGAUAAUAUCGGAGGAGUUUGGCAUGCAGGUACUUUAUUGGCAGUCAAUGACCACUUUGAUUUUUUGACACGAAAUCUUAUCUUGUUCAGUG
Messenger RNA from Cryphonectria parasitica EP155, 1982 nucleotides. RefSeq names its product regulated by circadian rhythms/regulation of mitotic cell cycle. The transcript is spliced from 3 exons. Gene Ontology annotation, cellular component: nucleoplasm; nucleus; cytoplasm. Gene Ontology annotation, biological process: NLS-bearing protein import into nucleus. The coding region runs from base 238 to 1890 and encodes 550 amino acids. The record is from RefSeq and is a predicted model, not a curated record. Gene Ontology annotation, molecular function: protein binding; nuclear import signal receptor activity. NCBI's taxonomy places the organism in Eukaryota, Fungi, Ascomycota, Sordariomycetes, Diaporthales, Cryphonectriaceae.